CAAAGCUGAAAACUUUUUUCUGCUGAACUGGGGGAGGGGUUUUUAUUCUCACCACACCCCCACCCCCCAACCCCGAGAAAGAAUGAGAAGGAAAUCACAACUGCCCAUUCGCCGAGGGAAGCUGUUGGUGACCUGGACCCGUUUUGCGCGGACAUGGGGAGCAAGGGGCUGCAGUUGAGCAGAACCACUUCGGCCGGUUACCGUCUGGCAGAGAGACCGAAUGCUGGGAACCUCCCCGGCCACAGUAAAGCGGCGACGGGCAGCCGAUCACCGUGGAGGAGCCCUUUCCUGGGCACAGUGCAGCAAGACCAGGUGUGGAGGGAGUUCAUCCGAGCUGAAUGGCAGGGACUCAAAGAAUGGGAAAAGAAAUGGAGCUUUCUGAAAGAUUAUGAUGACAAGGGAAGACCAAAAGUACAGGAACCACUGCCUGAAUACAUCCCUGUGUUCUCCGACAAAGUUCCAAAUACCACAAACCAGACAUUUGGCAGUAGAAUAGACUCCCAGCAUGGUCAGGCAAUAAUAAGGAUGGACUAUGGGCUUCAGAAAGAAAACCGAAAGAAAAAGCUGGAUAAUGAGCUUAUCCUGUGUUAAACAAGGGAAAGUAACAUUUCAUGAAACAGAUACUUGCUCAGGGGAAUAAUUAACUGAUCACGUUAAAACAGAGAAAUUGAAGACUUAGGCCCCAAAACAUUAAUUUGGAGGCUGGGAGGGCUCUGUUCGAGUUGGGGAGGAAUGGUUGGGGGAGAUUGCUUGGAGAGGUGGCUUUAUGGUCAAGGAACUCAAAGCAGCUCUUAAGAUCGUGUCGGUAUUAUCGGCAGCACCUCACUGGGACAGAUUGAAAGGCUAGGAAGGCUAAUGAGAAUGGUUAUAGCCUGGUCCCAUGGGCAGUGGGACAAAGGAGGAAGGGGUUCAGGGAUCACGUGGCAGUGAGAGGGGAAGAGGAUGCUAACAACAUCAGGGCUUGGGGGUACUCCAGCAUUAGGAUCUUAAACUCUGGUGAGGAGGUUUAGCCGUACUCACAUUCAUGGUGGUGUAGGCAAAAACAUAGAGGGCAGCGUGAGAAGGAACAGAACCAUGAGCUGGAUCAGAAGCACUCAGUGGGGUGUUGCAGGCACACAGGGAUUAGAGACUUCAAUGGUGCUGGGAGCAGGAGGAGAGAUUAGAAGCAUCUGGCUAGUAGUGGGAGGAGGUUAAUUUCAAUUGUUGAAUUUAAUUCCUUUCAUAUUCUGCACCUCACCAUCUGUAACAUUUGUACCGUUUUCAACCUCUACAAAUUCUUUGUGGCUUUGAACAUAGCCUGUUGUGCACCGUACCUUUUCAUCCUAUCAUUGGUGAUUAUGCCUUUGAUCUCUGGAUCCUGGGUUUAAAUUCAUCCCAAACUGCAUGUGUUUAAUGUGACAUAUGUCUAACAGAUACAAUCCAGGCUUAACAGUCUUACAUCUUAAUAAAUUAAACAGCUCCUAAUUAGUGUUGACAGUGUCAUUCAGAGGGGUCUAAAGAUGUGAAAUACUAAAAUAAUCUCUUAAAGUUGUGCUAUUCGUAGAUUAGAACAGAGACAUUUUAUUGAGUGAAAUCGGUUGCACUGAAUCUGGGAGUAUUCAAAAUGAAUACAGGAUACUCGACAAUGAUUCCCAGUCCGAAUAUUUUCCAGUUUGAGUGCAAAACAUUGUCAAUACCUUCAAACUAUUGUUGUUCCUAUAGAAAACCAUCAGCCAGGAGCCUCUCAGACUUCCCCCCCAUAGUAUAAAGCAACAUCCCCCAUCCAGGUACAAUGACCAUUGAUAACCCGGCCUUUGGUCUACCCUGCAUCCGAGUCCUGAUGUAUCCACUUAUUGUAAAUGUUAGCAAAGGACUUGUGACUAAUACCAGGAAAUCAAACUGCUUCCUGGGCCAUAGCAAAGCCAACUGCAGCAAAUGAAGAAGAACCUGACCUGGGUUGGCUACUUUCUGAGAAUCUCUUAGUAUUGAGUGAUCGGGCAUCUUUAACAAUAUUUUAUACUCGUUUGAGAGAUGGAAAUGCUUUUUCUUAUUGCAGCGAAAUGGCUUUCCUGUGAGCAUUUCUGCAUUUUUGUGUUGCUGUCACACUAACACUGAAUUAGUUUGUGCUGGAAUUUCCCAGUAACUGUCAACUUUCUAUGUACUGAAUCCAAAAAUCCCAAUAAUAAAUUUUGCAAAUGUGUUAAAUAAAUAAACCCCGCCCACGG
Molecule: messenger RNA, 2204 nt
Organism: Stegostoma tigrinum
Lineage: Eukaryota; Metazoa; Chordata; Chondrichthyes; Orectolobiformes; Stegostomatidae
Gene: cimip5
Product: chromosome 4 C2orf50 homolog
Exons: 3
Coding region: 154-591 (145 amino acids)
Source: RefSeq, a predicted model, not a curated record